This is a messenger RNA of Vigna radiata var. radiata (mung bean), 1667 nucleotides long. Its product is annotated as phenylalanine--tRNA ligase alpha subunit, cytoplasmic. The record is from RefSeq and is a predicted model, not a curated record. Gene Ontology annotation, biological process: phenylalanyl-tRNA aminoacylation. NCBI's taxonomy places the organism in Eukaryota, Viridiplantae, Streptophyta, Magnoliopsida, Fabales, Fabaceae. Gene Ontology annotation, cellular component: phenylalanine-tRNA ligase complex; cytosol; cytoplasm. The transcript has 17 exons. Gene Ontology annotation, molecular function: ATP binding; tRNA binding; phenylalanine-tRNA ligase activity. Bases 54 to 1520 code for a protein of 488 amino acids.
UUUUAUUUCUAAACGCAGUGUAGUGUGGUGUGCGGCGAAGCAAGAGUGUGAGAAUGGCGGAAGAAGCAGUUCUGGGCUAUCUAGAGAAGAACGAGGAAAUUACAGACUCGGGUGAGUUCGCAGCUGAACGCGGCAUUGACCAUAACGAGAUCGUGAACGUGAUUAAGAGCCUGCACGGUUUCAGAUACGUGGAUGCGCAAGACAUUAAGAGAGAGGCAUGGGUGCUAACUGACGAGGGUAAAACCUAUGCCACUGUGGGAUCACCGGAAGUUCAACUCUUUCUGGCCAUUCCCCCGGAGGGUAUCUCUAAAGAAGACCUUCAGAAAAAGUUGGAUCCUUCGCUCUUCAAGAUAGGUUGUGCCCAGGCUGCAAAGAACAAAUGGGUGGAUAUGGGAAAACAAUUGAUUUCUAGAAAGGUUCAACAUGUGGAUGACAAGGUCAAAGAUCUUCUUAUUCAAAUACAACAAGGGCGGAACAUUGGUUCAGAUGAGAUCAAAGCACUCAAAGCAAGAAAGCUCAUUGUCCCACAAACGUGGAAGGGUUACUCCUUGAAAAAAGGUCCAAAUUAUGCGCCCAAAAGAAAGAAGGUCGUCACUGAUCUGACUCGUGAUAAUUUUCAGAGUGGUGAGUGGAAGGAACUAGAGUUCAAGGAGUACAAUUAUAGUGCUAAAGGUCAGCCUCUUGAGGGUGGCAAUCUUCAUCCAUUGCUGAAGGUACGAUCUCAGUUGAAACAGAUUUUCCUCUGCAUGGGGUUUGAGGAGAUGCCAACAAAUAAUUUUGUUGAGAGCAGCUUCUGGAACUUUGAUGCCCUGUUCCAGCCCCAACAACACCCAGCUCGUGAUUCACAUGAUACGUUCUUUUUGGAAACUCCUUCAACAACAAAGGAAUUGCCAGAAGAUUAUGUUCUGAGAGUGAAGCAAGUUCAUGAAUCUGGUGGUUAUGGGUCUAGAGGAUAUACAUAUGACUGGAAGAGAGAAGAAGCAAAUAAAAACCUCCUGCGAACCCAUACAACUGCUGUUUCCUCCAGGAUGCUUUACCAACUAGCACAGAAACCAUUUGCCCCCAAAAAAUAUUUCUCUAUCGAUCGUGUAUUCAGAAAUGAAGCAGUUGAUCGGACACAUCUUGCGGAAUUCCACCAAAUAGAAGGUCUUGUAUGUGAUCGGGGACUCACUCUGUCCGACUUAAUAGGAGUCCUGCAUGAUUUUUUCUCACGCUUAGGCAUGACCAAACUGAAGUUCAAACCAGCUUACAAUCCAUACACUGAACCUAGCAUGGAGAUCUUUAGUUAUCAUGAAGGUUUUAAAAAAUGGGUAGAGGUGGGAAACUCCGGCAUGUUCAGACCUGAAAUGUUGCAGCCGAUGGGACUUCCUGAAGAUGUCCAAGUUAUUGCGUGGGGGCUUUCCCUUGAAAGGCCAACGAUGAUACUAUACGGGAUCGAUAACAUUAGAGAUCUCUUCGGACACAAGGUGGAUCUUGGGCUCAUAAAGAAAAAUCCUAUAUGUCGUCUUGGAAUUGAUUAAAGUGAUUCAUGUGUAUCUCUUGUAUUUCUUAUGAGUUAUAGAUUGCAAUUUAUUUUGCCCCUUAGAUGAAACACUACCUGUAGAUUAUUAGUUCGAUUUUGUAUGAAGAAUUUUGAUACGGGAGAAAGUUAGGCCUUUUUGUGUUAA